CUUUCGGCUUUGCUAAACAUCAUAAACACUUGGCUGAGCUUCCAAAAUCUCAGCAAGACACCGUUUAUCGAAGCUUACGUUUUAACCUCGCCUAAGCACAGCAUUGAAACAGAGUCAACCAAUGCACGAAAACCCUCAGCACCCAUCCGACAAAUCUCUAUCCAACAUCUUUGAUCCCGUCCGCUCGCGGUCCCCUGCCAUCCCCUCUGAACCGGCACCGGCGUACUCUGCCCUGCCCAAUUGUGAUACCGAUUUUUUUCUUGCACCAGUUCUGGGAGGCAAAGUGGGUGAUAUCGAGCUUGUGACCGUGGAUGACAAGAGAUUCUUGGUACAUAGAAAAUUACUGGAGCAGGAGACUGUCUUCUUUCACAUCUACUAUGGGUUUGUCCCAAUAUGGCGGUUGAACAAUGUCGGAUCGACGCAAUCGACUCAGCCUCGUGUAGUACCAAUCGAGUUGCCAUCGAACUCUCAUCGUCCGGCUCAGUCUCGAGAGCGCGACGCAACGCCGCUUAGCAAUAUCCUUUGUCUCCCGAAACUUCUUGCAGCUCACUUGUCCCGAUCUCCAGGAGCAGCUUCCUUGUUAACUUCACACCAGCGACAGAAUGGGGAUAGUCCAUGCGAUGAUCUAUCUGCUCCCUUGAUUACCAACGAACGUAUCCCAGACUCACCUCCUCCAGCAUUCCAAGACCUUCCGCCUCUUCCCCCUCCAAAAGACGUUACGGCGCCUACACCUACCUCAUCCCCAUACACAUGGGCUGUACCAGAAUCUUCCACCGUGCUCACCGCCUUCCUUUCUUUGAUUUACCCUUCGGGGAUCAUCUCUGCCUCCCCCACGAGCCUGCUGACAUCGCUCGAGCUGACUGGUCGAGUUGUUCGUGCUGCAUUGGGGUACCAAAGUGCAAAAGCGCUCAGCACUGCAAGAGACCAUAUGGUACACUGGGUAGAUGAGAGUCCUGUGCAGGUUUAUUCAAUGGCCAGCUUCUUUAAAUUUGGAGAUUUGGCGAGGUUGGCUAGUAUCAAAGCGGUCAGUGUGCCACCGUCACAAUGGCCAGAAGAUGCCAGGGUGUUGAUGGGCCGCACUUCGGCUAGCAAGUUGGUCGCGCUUCAUAGCACAAGGUUAUCAAGGCUGAAGCAGAUCUUAAAUGGACCCAUGGAGGAGGACGAGCAUGCGCAUACGUGCGUGAGAUUCCCUAUGGCCAGGGACGUGUGGAGGAGGAUGGCGGGAGAGAUAAGCAGGAAGGUGUGCGCCGACAGUGACCUCAUUGAGUUGUUGGACGUUGACCUGCGAGGGGGUCAUUGUGGAGAAUGCCUUGUACUGCUUGGGCGGAGUGUGCAGAGGUGUUUGUACGAGGCGAGAGAAUUGCCCAGCAUGAUCUGAUAGAGUAUGAUGUUUGUAUUUAUUACGUAAUAUUCAUGAUCGCGUUUU
Messenger RNA from Cryptococcus deneoformans JEC21, 1426 nucleotides. RefSeq lists its product as hypothetical. The record is from RefSeq and is a predicted model, not a curated record. NCBI's taxonomy places the organism in Eukaryota, Fungi, Basidiomycota, Tremellomycetes, Tremellales, Cryptococcaceae. The coding region runs from base 122 to 1378 and encodes 418 amino acids. The transcript has 2 exons.